Postia placenta MAD-698-R-SB12 is the source of this 2298-nucleotide messenger RNA. RefSeq lists its product as hypothetical. The record is from RefSeq and is a predicted model, not a curated record. Gene Ontology annotation, biological process: protein dephosphorylation; G2/M transition of mitotic cell cycle; positive regulation of G2/MI transition of meiotic cell cycle. The coding region runs from base 1 to 2298 and encodes 765 amino acids. Lineage: Eukaryota; Fungi; Basidiomycota; Agaricomycetes; Polyporales; Adustoporiaceae. Gene Ontology annotation, molecular function: protein tyrosine phosphatase activity; thiosulfate-cyanide sulfurtransferase activity. The transcript is spliced from 7 exons. Gene Ontology annotation, cellular component: nucleus; cytoplasm.
AUGAGCCAUUGGGACUCCAAACUAAAACAAAUCCGUCGAGCAGAUCUGAUCCAACCUUACAAGAAACAAAAAAGACACCACCGCUCCAGUUACGACAUCGAGAACAUGGCACCUUUCAUAUCCACCUCUACCUCAAGCAAGCAAUAUCUCGCGCCGCCCCCUGCGCCCUCACGCAAGCCCAGCCAGCGGUUGAUGCAAGUUCGUAACGACAUUGAUGACUUCCUCUCCUCCGAAGCGGACCUGGACCUUGAGCUCUCGUUUGCCUCGACCAUGUCGCUGCACUCGCCACAACGCGACACGGUAGACCUCGCCUCGGAGAACGACAACUCGAACUACGUCCCCAUGGACAUCUCGCCUGCGCCUCAGCGUAUCGCUCCUCCGAGCUUCAAGGACCAAGGCAAGCCUACCAUUGGUCGUCCAAGGGCCUUCACAAGCAGUGCGCGUUUGUUCGGCAAGGACAUGAGCAACGACAGCUCUUCGGCUUCCAGUCUGAAAUCUGUGGCCAAGUCAACUGACACCAGCGGGACGGGCAAGCGCCUGCAGCGUGCCGCUCUUCCCUUUGAAUGGAUGAGCUUUGGUCAAAACAACAAUGGCUACAGUCAGCCACAGAACAUUCCGUCUUCCCCAGCGGCCUCCGACGCGAUGGACAUCGACACUUCCUUCGUCUAUGUCCAAUCGUCCUCGGCGCCCCGGGAUGGCCCGCUCUCCGCUGCGCCCACGAUCACCGCUUUCGAUGAAAUGACAAGCGAGGCUGAGGUUUCUCAGGUGAUCGUUGUCGAGAGCCCAACCCAGCCUUUCCCAAAGAAACGUCGCUCCUUGUCGCCCGAAGAGGCCGCUAAUGAAGAAGCUGCUUUGGGUUUCUCCCCUGCACCAUCGUCGCCUGUGGUGCGCAAGCUUGAGCGCAUGGCCAGUGGUCCCCUCCUGCGAAAGCCAAUGCUUUCCGGCCUUGGUGCCCCUAUGGAGCUCAACGAGAACAAGAAGCGUCCCCGCCGCCCAGUAUUGAGUGCAAUGCUUACGUCGAGCGACGUUCCCAUCCUGCAGCCUCGUUCUGCCUACCCCGCGGAUGCUUAUGCUCACGGCGAGAAGGAAAAUGGGGCCACGAAGGCUCCGUCGUACGCACGCCAUGUGCUCCCGCCGGUGCGUCGCGCAUUCAGCGCGAUGCUUCCUCCGAACGUGCUUGACCAGUCGCUUGAGUCCGAGGAUGCGAGCUUCGAGGUGGAGGGCCCUGACAUGAGCUCACCUGCCCAAGCAUACGCGAAGCGGCAGCAAGUCAAGACAAUCCGCCGAUGCGACGGGACAGACGACUUCCGCCCCCUGACGGGUGCGACGGCGCUGAUGCGACGUGACACGGAGGCGAUGAAGGGCCUCAAGCGAAGCGAGGACCGCGAGGGCCGGUCGGGUCUCGGCAGCUUUGGCGACAAUGAGGCUUACGGUAAAAUCUUGCCCUGCCACCGCGUUAGGGAGGACGGAUUGAUGCGCGUCACCAGUGAGACUUUGGACAAACUCAUUGACGGUGUCUACGACUCUCAGCUUGCUUCGUUCUACAUAAUCGAUUGCCGCUUUGACUAUGAAUACAACGGCGGGCACAUUCCGGGUGCCAUGAACAUCAAUACCACGACGGGUGUCGAAGAGUUCUUGCUCGGCUCGAAUGCCAUCAAGCCCCUGCCUUCGAUCAGCGGCGACACGAGCAAGAAGACUGUCCUCAUAUUCCACUGUGAGUUCAGUGUUAAGAGAGCUCCUACCUUUGCUAAGCACCUUCGUUCCAAGGAUCGCGCGAUGAACAACCAUGUGUACCCGAAUAUCCACUACCCUGAGGUAUACGUCCUCGAGGGAGGCUACAAUCAGUACUUCCAGCGCUCCGCAACUCGCUGCCAGCCUAUGGGCUACGUGCAAAUGGAUGACCCUCACUACGCUGCCUCGCGCCGGGAGGACCUGGACCAGUUCCGCAAGGGCAAAUUCGGUCGAACCAAGUCGUACGCCUAUGGAGACGGUAAGCUUGUCUCCGGAGUGUCGGUGCAGCCCAAGAGGAACACUGCGCCCAGUGGGGGUACCACCGCUCUCUUCGCUGCGGCCAAUGCUGCCCGCACGAGGCGCGGCGGUGGCAGUGGCAGUGGUCUACAGAUGCUCAAGGAGGACAGCGUUACGAGCCAUCACACGGAUGACGAGGACACCGACAUUGGCGAUAGCCCCUGCCCGCCCCCUGCUAAAAGUGGUGGCGUCGUGUUCAAGGGCAAGAAGAUUGGUCGUCUUGCGAGAGCUGAGACUUAUGAUUCGGCUCGUUUAUCCGCGGGCUACUAA